Molecule: messenger RNA, 13101 nt
Organism: Hyla sarda
Lineage: Eukaryota; Metazoa; Chordata; Amphibia; Anura; Hylidae
Gene: DYNC2H1
Product: dynein cytoplasmic 2 heavy chain 1
Biological process (GO): microtubule-based movement
Cellular component (GO): dynein complex
Molecular function (GO): ATP hydrolysis activity; dynein intermediate chain binding; minus-end-directed microtubule motor activity
Source: RefSeq, a predicted model, not a curated record
UACACGAGCGCGUCCUUACGUCGCCGCCAUAUUUGGGGAGGCAGUUGUUGCUAUGGUAGCGGCUCUUCAACAACCUCCUCCGGCCACCUAGAAGUGUCAGGACUGCUGUCUGUGGAGCGAGGGAAGAUGCCGGCGGGAGGGGACCGGAGGAAGGACUUCAUCCUCAGCACCGUGCACAACUACUUCGGGCUGACCGACGGCGAGCAGCUGGGGGACUGCAAGGAGGUUCAUCGCUUUCUGGAUGAUGGCAACGAGUUCACCCUGUCAGCGAGAAGAGCCGGGGCCCGGGUGCUGCUCUCUAAUAAGGUUGAACCUGGUGAUACCAAGGAGAAGGCUCUUGUGUUUUUUAAAAUCCGUCCAGAAGUCAUCACUGAGGAGAACCUCCAUGAGAAUGUCCUUGUUUCCUCCAUGUUAGACUCGCCUAUCAAUACCCUGUACCAGGCGGUCCGGCAGAUAUUUGCUCCUUUGUUAUUGAAGGAUGAUAAAUGGAGUAAGGAGUUUGAUCCCAAACUUCAAACGUUGCUUAGUGACUUAGAGGCUGGUCUGGGCAGUGUGCUGCGGAGGACUGCUGCCAGCAGGGGGGGCUCUAAGACUGGAGGAGAAGAUGACUUGCAAGGAAUUCUGACUCCUUCUGAUGAAUUUCAGUUCUGGACUGACAUUGCUGAAAGCCGAAGUAAACCUGGUGUUCGAGAGAGAGCGGCUCAUUUCUUGAGCUUGUUUCAAACUAUUGAAAAAUAUUACAACAGCCUCAACUCUCUGCCUUUGGCUGAAAUUGUGGAACUUGUCGAAACUACAAGGGAAACUGUGGAUGAUGUGUGGAGGCAGACGGAGCACGACCCUUAUCCUGAGCACCGUAUGAAGCAUUUGCUGGAGAUCAUUGGCAACACGCUGGGGCGCUGUGUUCAAAAGAGCCUUGGUGAGAUGAACCUAUGGACGGACCCGUUCCCUGCAGUGAAGGAGAACCUUAGAGCAGGUAUUACUGUAUGUGAGCAGUGGACAGCUGCCUGCGAACAUCUGACCGGCCAGCUAUGGAAACGUUACACUCCUCACCUAUGGAAAAAUGAGAAAUACUCUCCAGAAUCUCUUCAGAAUCUUGGCAGACGUUUUCAAGAGGUGUUCACUAUAAGGAUGAUGCAUGAGAAGUUGGCUUACUUUCUGCCCUCUGGUGAUGAUCAUGCCCAGCGAUCUAGAAAGUUGUUUGAACCUUUUGCUGGAUUGAACCCUGUGCACUACAACCCAUAUACAGAGCCUUUAUGGAGAGCUGCAGUUUCUCAAUAUGAAAGGAUAAUUGAGCCGGCAGAAGAAAAAAUAGCAAGCAAGCUUAAAUCCUAUUUCUCUGAUAUACAAGACAGUCCACAACAGCUUCUACAAGCUUUUCAGAGACAUAAAGACCUAGUGAAAAGACCAAGUAUAAGGAAGCAUCUAAUUCUAGAACGGGAAACCUUGCUUGCCAGACUUGUGGACUAUAUCAAAGACAUUCGGUCAGACUUUGAAGCACGCUGCCAUGGCUCUCCUGGAGAUUCUUCUGGACCCCUCACUGGCAAGAACCUGCCAGAGGUUGUCAAUAAUAUUGUGUGGGUGCGUCAACUCCAGCUCAAGGUGGAGGAUUCAGUGAAGAUAGCGGGAACUCUUCUGUCUGAUCUGUCUGGGUUUCAGACCUUUCACAAAGAUGCUGGAGAACAAAUGGAGAAGUUCAGAGAAUACGAACAAGAACAAUUUAGUGAGUGGUCAAGAGAAAUUCAGUCCGGUUUAUCAGAUCCUAAAUCAGGAUUUUGCAUACAGCCAAACAGUAAGGUAAUGGAAUUGGACCACUCUAAUGGAGCCCUGAAAAUCCACUAUUCGGAUCGCUUGGUUACUCUGCAGCGUGAGGUCCGGCAGCUGUCAGCACUUGGAUUAGUAAUCCCCACUAAAAUCCAGCAAGCCACCAAAACAGCACAGACCUUCUACAAACAAGCUGUGAUUCUUAAGCAGGUUGCCCAUUUCUACAACACAAUAGACCAGCAGAUGAUUCAGAGUCAGAGGCCAAUGAUGUUAAAGUCUGCAUUAGCAUUUGAGCAGAUUAUUAAGACUUCUAGGACAAGCUCUGGGGAAUCUGGCCAAAAAACGUCUAUUACAUGGGACAAUCCUAAGGAACUUCAGAGUUAUAUUGAUAAACUACAAAGCGCAGCAGAGCAGCUUUCUACUGAAAACAGGAAGCUCAGGAAGAAACAUACCGACUUUUGUGAAAAGGUUGUUGCUCUCAUGAGCGUUGAUUUGCUUCGUCAACAACAACGAUGGAAAGAUGGACUUUUGGAUAUGCGCAGUGUGUUUUCCAAUCUUGAAUAUCAGGGAAUGCGGUCGAGUGACAUGAAGGCUUGGCGCCAGCACUGGGAUCAUCAGCUAUAUAAGGCUCUUGAACAUCAGUAUCAGAUGGGCCUGGAGGCUCUCAAUGAAAAUCUUCCUGAAAUCAGCAUCGAUCUAACCUUUAAGCAAGGAAGGUUACAGUUUAAACCUCCUUAUGAGGAAAUUCGUGCCAAGUAUUACCGGGAUAUGAAGAGGUUCAUUUCUAUUCCCCACCAGUUCAGGGGACUGAGCGAGCCGGGUGCAGAGCCAAUAUUUUCUGUGAUGCCUGAGAGGAAUGCAAAUGGCUUCAUCACGGUGUUCAGUAAAGCAGAAGAUUUGUUCAGAAGGUUAUCUGCUGUCAUGGAUCGAUUUAAGGAGUGGGUAGUGCUUGGUCAAGUAGAUGUGGAUGCCCUGAUUGAGAAACACUUACAUGAUGUACAUGAUUGGGAGAAAAACUUUAAGGCACUCAAAGUCCGGGGUAAAGAAGUGGAGCGUCUACCGAGUGUUAUAAAGAUCGACUGUUUGACCAUUAACUGCAGUCCGGUCAAAGCGGUUAUUGAUGAUCUCAUUCAGAAGCUCUUUGAUUCGUUGCUGAUAUCCCUGAAGAAAUCUAUCCAAGCUCACCUACAUGACAUUGACACCUUUGUGUCCGAUGGGAUGGAGAUAUUGUCUAGCCGCCCUCAGACCGUCGAAGAAAUUGGAGAAGCCAAUAUGAAACAUGGAGAACUGAAACUUAAAAAACCUGAGAUUCUGCCGUUGUUCAAAGAAGCUGAAGAUAAAAACAGAUUGCUGCGCUCUGUUGCAGGGGGCGGCUUAGACACCAUUGGUAAUCUCCGAGCAAAGUGGGAUAAAUUUGAGUUAAUGAUGGAGAGUCAUCAGCUAAUGGUGAAAGAGCAGAUUGAAAUAAUGAAGGAAAAUGUGAAAACCAGGGUGAAUAUUUAUAUGCAAGAACUGGAGAAGUUCAAAGCCCGCUGGGACCAGUUUAAACCCAAUGAUGACAUCAUCGAGACUGGAAAAGAGGAUGUUUUAGAGAAAAGUGCCCAGUCAAUAAAGGAAAAGAAAAUGGAGUUUGAUGAACUUGAAGCAACAAGGAACAAACUGAUUGAGGAUUGUCUACAUUUUGACCUAGAGGCUCCUGAUUUCUCCCUUGUUGAUGAAAUACGUAUUGACAUUGAGGGCUGCACUAAAACAUGGUCUUUAUAUGAGGAGUUUUAUCAAGGAUUUAAUGAGAAGGCGAGGGAAGACUGGAUCACUUUCAGGAUCAAAUAUUACAGUUUUGAAGAAUUUCUCCUCUCCUGGCACGACAGACUGAGAAAAAUGGAAGAACAUACCAUGAUGUCUGUGAAACUUCAGACAGAAAUUGACAAAUACAAGAUGGUGGUUCCUGUCCUGAAGUAUGUACGCGGCGAGCACCUUUCCCAAGAUCACUGGCUAGACCUCUUCAGGCUUCUUGGACUUCCCAAGGGAACUACAUUGGAAAAGUUACUCUUUGCAGAUCUGCUGAAAGUUGCUGAUGUGAUCAUAUCCAAAGCAUCUGAACUUAAAGACUUGAACAGCCGUGCCCAGGGGGAAAUCACAAUCCGAGAAGCACUCAGAGAACUGGACAUCUGGGGGACUGGUGCUGUGUUUACAUUGACAGAUUAUGAGGAUAGCCAAAAGCGGACGAUAAAGCUGAUAAAAGACUGGAAAGACAUAGUCAAUCAAGUGGGAGAUAACCGAUGUCUCCUCCAGUCUCUGAAAGACUCUCCCUAUUACAAAGGGUUUGAGGACAAGGUGUCUAUCUGGGAGAAGAAACUGGCGGAACUGGAUGAAUACCUACAGAAUCUAAACCAGAUACAGAGGAAAUGGGUUUAUUUGGAACCUAUCUUUGGUCGUGGCGCCCUUCCUAGAGAGGAAGCUCGUUUCAGUAGAGUAGAUGAAGAUUUCCGAUCAAUAAUGUCGGACAUUAAAAGGGAUAACAGAGUGACGAUGCUGACAUCACGGGUCGGGAUAAGAAACUCAUUGAUCACUAUCCUCGAUCAGCUCCAGAGGUGCCAGAAGUCUCUGAAUGAGUUUCUGGAGGAAAAGCGUUCGGCCUUCCCUCGAUUUUACUUCAUUGGAGACGAUGACUUACUGGAGAUACUGGGGCAGUCAACAAAUCCAACCGUAAUCCAGUCACACCUUAAGAAGCUUUUCGCUGGGGUGAACAGCGUUGAGUUUGAUAAAGACUUCCAACACAUCAUUGCCAUGAAAUCACUGGAAGGAGAGGUCGUUCCCUUGAAAAACAAGGUUCUAGUUUCGACUGAUGUUGAGGUCUGGUUAAGCAAUUUGGCCAUUCAGAUGAAGUCCACAUUACAGACAUUACUAGUGGAGUGUGUGACGGCUGGGAAGAAGUCUCAUGGUACCAUAGACCCCCUCCGCUUUCCUUCACAAAUCCUCUGCCUGGCUGAACAGAUUCAGUUCACAGAAGAUGUGGAGAAUGCCAUACGUGGUUAUAACCUCCAGGAGGUGGAGAUAGAGCUGAUGGCUAAGCUUGAGCAUUACACUGGAAUAGAUGAUACCUCUGGUGCAGAUGAUGCUGAAAUAUUGGAACUAAAGCUAAAAGCUCUUAUCCUGGAUGUCGUUCAUAACAUUGAUGUGGUUAAGCAGCUCAUCCAGGCUCAGGUCCAAAGUGUCGAUGACUGGGCAUGGAAGAAACAACUGCGAUUCUACAUGAAGCCAGAUAAGAAGUGCUAUAUGCAGAUGGUUGACGCCGAGAUAGAGUACACGUAUGAAUAUCAGGGCAAUACUCCCAAGUUGGUUUAUACCCCACUUACAGACAAGUGUUACCUCACCUUGACUCAAGCCAUAAAGAUGGGCUUGGGGGGAAAUCCGUACGGUCCAGCUGGAACUGGUAAAACAGAAUCUGUCAAGGCGUUGGGUGGACUUUUUGGGCGACAAGUGUUGGUUUUCAAUUGUGAUGAGGGCAUUGAUGUGAAAUCUAUGGGGAGAAUUUUUGUUGGCUUGGUGAAAUGUGGAGCCUGGGGUUGCUUUGAUGAAUUCAAUAGACUUGAAGAGGCCGUCCUCUCAGCUGUGUCCAUGCAGAUCCAAACCAUCCAGGAUUCUCUAAAGAACCACAGAGCUACCUGCGAGCUACUAGGGAAAGAGGUGGAUUUGGACCCCAAUUCUGGCAUCUUCAUAACCAUGAAUCCUGCUGGCAAGGGCUAUGGUGGGCGCCAGAAGCUGCCAGAUAACCUAAAGCAGCUGUUCCGUCCUGUAGCCAUGUCCCGACCUGACAAUGAGCUCAUCGCUGAGGUUAUUCUUUACUCUGAAGGUUUUAAGGAGGCAAAGGCAUUGGGUCGGAAGCUAGUCGCAAUCUUUAACCUAGCUAGGGAAUUGUUGACACCACAGCAGCAUUAUGACUGGGGAUUGAGAGCACUGAAGACUGUCCUGAAAGGUUGUGGGAAUCUUCUUCAGCCAUUAAAGAAGAAUGGAGCGAAGCUGAAUAUCAGUGAAAGCCAUAUCGUGGUUCAGGCUCUGAGGCUUAAUACAAUGUCAAAACUGACAUUUGCUGACUGCUCCCGGUGCGAUGCUCUGAUUAAGGAUGUUUUCCCUGGAAUUGACUUUAAAGACGUGGAGUACUUGGAACUAAGUGCGGCCCUAGAGCAGGCGUUUAAGGAAGCAAACCUAGAAAUCAUACCAAGUCAGAUUAAGAAAGCUCUGGAACUAUAUGAACAGCUACGUCAAAGAAUGGGAGUAGUUAUUGUGGGACCCAGUGGUGCUGGCAAGUCGAUCCUAUGGCGCAUGUUACGAGCUGCACUUGGAAAGACUGGAAAGGUUGUAAAACAGUAUACUAUGAAUCCUAAAGCUAUGCCCCGACACCAGCUACUUGGACACAUCGACAUGGAUACCAGAGAGUGGUCAGAUGGAGUCCUAACCAACAGUGCACGCCAGGUGGUCCGAGAGCCUCAAGAGAUCAGCUCCUGGAUCAUCUGUGACGGUGACAUUGACCCUGAGUGGAUUGAAUCUUUAAACUCAGUUCUGGAUGACAACCGCCUGCUCACCAUGCCCAGCGGCGAGAGGAUUCAGUUUGGCCCGAAUAUAAAUUUUGUCUUUGAAACUCACGACUUGAGCAGCGCUUCUCCGGCCACCAUAUCCAGGAUGGGAAUGAUAUUCCUAAGUGAUGAAAACACCGAUCUGAAUUCUCUCAUCCAUUCAUGGCUCCAGGGACAGCCCGAAACACACAGGCAUAAUUUGGAGAACUGGAUCGGAGACUAUUUUGAAAAGGCUUUAAAUUGGGUUCUUAAACAGAAUGACUUUGUGGUGGAGACCAGUCUCGUUGGAACAGUGAUGAACGGCCUCUCGCACCUUUAUGGUUGCACUGAUCGGAGCCAAUUCAUUAUCAGUCUGAUCCGAGGUCUUGGAGGAAACCUCAACAUGAAGUCCAGAAAUGACUUUGCCAAAGAGGUUUUCAGUUGGGCCCGGGAAUCUCCCCCUGAUCCCCGCAAACCAUUGGACACUUAUUACGAUGAGAAAACCAGCCGCCUAAUGUCCUACAGCUUUGAGAAACCUGAAAACUUAACAAUCGAUGACUUCAGUAAUCCUCAAGCUCUUCCAGUCAUCAGAACUCCUGACAUUCAGAGAGGGUUGGACUACUUCAGGCCAUGGCUGGGCUCAGACACCAAACAGCCCUUCAUACUGGUGGGACCAGAGGGGUGUGGAAAGGGGAUGUUGCUUCGCUAUGCAUUUUCUCAGCUCCGAUCUACUCACAUCGCCACGGUCCACUGCAGUGCACAGACUACAUCCCGCCAUGUACUGCAGAAGCUAACACAGACCUGCCUGGUGAUCAGCACUAACACAGGCCGAGUGUACAGACCAAAAGAUUGUGAGAGAUUGGUUCUAUACUUGAAAGAUAUCAACCUCCCCAAGCCAGACAAAUGGGGCACCAACACACUGGUAGCAUUUCUACAGCAGGUUCUGACAUAUCAUGGCUUUUAUGAUGAUAACUUGGAAUGGGUCGGCCUGGAAAACAUUCAGAUUGUGGCAUCUAUGUCUGCGGGUGGCACCAUUGGCCGACAUAAACUGACAACCAGAUUCACUUCUGUGGUUCGGAUAUGUGCAGUCGACUAUCCUGAACGAGACCAACUGCAAACAAUAUGUAGCUCCUAUUUAGAGCCGGUUCUUCACCAGAAUCUUAAGAAACAUCCCAUAUGGGGUUCUGUCCCUAAAAUCCACCAGUUAGCAGGGUCAAUGGUUCAAGUUUAUGAACAGGUUCGGACGAAGUUUUCAGUUGAUGAUCACAGCCAUUACCUGUUCACUCCAUGCAUCCUCACACAGUGGAUUCUGGGGCUGUUUAGAUACGACUUAAGUGGAGGAUCCUCACAACAACCUCAAGACAAUGUCCUGGAAAUUGUGGCGUAUGAAGCUAGGAGAUUGUUCCGGGACAGGAUUGUGACCUCUAAGGAGCUCAAUGUCUUUGAUAAUAUUUUAAUAUCAGUGCUGCAAGGAGACUGGGGAUCUGAUGUAAUGGACCACAUGGCAGACUUUUUCUAUGUAACCUGGGGAGCGCUACAUGAAGCCGGAUCAGUACUUGCCCCUGGACAGGCCUUACCCGCUCAUGGACGGCCCCUCGGAAGGUUGAACUCUACCGACUUUCAAGAUGUUAUUAAGAAGGGUAUAAUUCAGUUCAGCCGUGAUAACCGAGAGCUGGAUAUUCUCCUGUUCCAUGAAGUUCUGGAUUUCAUGUCUCGGGUAGACCGCGUCCUGAGCUUUCCAGGGGGAUCCCUUCUCCUGGCUGGACGGAGCGGUGUUGGCCGCAGGACUGUCACUUCUCUUGUCACGCACAUGCAUGGAGCUGCGCUGUUCACCCCCAAGAUCUCCAGAGGAUAUGAGCUUAAACAGUUCAAGAAUGACCUAAAGCAGGUCAUGCAGAUGGCUGGCAUAGAAGGACAGCAAGUAGUUCUGCUCCUCGAGGACUAUCAGUUUGUCCAUCCAACAUUUCUAGAGAUGAUCAACAGCCUGCUGUCCUCAGGCGAGGUUCCUGGCUUAUAUACUAUGGAGGAACUGGAGCCGCUGUUAUCACCACUAAAGGACCAGGCAUCUGAAGAUGGAUUUACAGGACCAUUAUUUACUUAUUUUACAUUUAGGAUCGUGCAGAACCUCCACAUUGUCCUUAUCAUGGACUGUACUGAUCAAAACUUCACAAUAAACUGUGAGAGCAACCCAGCUUUAUACAAGAAGUGCUCAGUACAAUGGAUGGAGGGCUGGUCUGAUAGGAGCAUGAAGAAGAUUCCAAAGAUGUUAUUUUCCGACACUACAAGUCAAGAGAAGAGUCAACACUCAGAGUACAAGAAGUCUUCACCAGGAGAAUCUGGAUUUUAUAAAUCUUUCUUAACGAUUCAUGAAUCCUGCAAAGCCUACGGUGCCACUCCAAGACGAUACAUGACGUUUCUUCAAGUGUAUGGGUCUUUGUUUAGCAGUAAGAAAGCAGGGCUUACCAAGAAACAAAUGCAUUUACAGGCUGGAGUAUCAAAACUGAAUGAAGCUAAGUCUCUAGUCGAUGAACUCAAAAGAAAAGCCGGAGAACAGAGCUUAUUGCUGAAAACGAAACAGGCCGAGGCUGAUGCAGCUCUACAAGAGAUAACCACGUCCAUGCAGAAUGCCAGUGAUCAAAAGACUGAAAUGGAGAAGAUCAAACACAGGAUAGUAGAAGAGUCUGCCAAAAUUGAAGAAAGGAAGAGGAAAAUUGAUGAUGAGCUAAAGGAUGUUCAGCCUUUGGUGGAUGAAGCAAAACAGGCAGUCGGUAACAUCAAACCCGAGUCUUUAUCAGAGAUCAGAUCCCUACGCAUGCCUCCAGACGUUAUCCGAGACAUUCUUGAAGGUGUGCUAAGACUCAUGGGGAUCUUUGAUACAUCAUGGGUGAGCAUGAAAAGCUUCCUUGCUAAGCGAGGAGUAAGGGAAGAAAUUGUAACUUUUGACGUGAGAAACAUAACAAAAGAAAUCCGUGAAAGUGUGGAAGAGCUGCUUGAAAAGAAUCGCACAUCUUUUGAUGCCAAGAAUGCUAAAAGGGCCAGCGCUGCAGCUGCUCCCCUGGCUGCCUGGGUGAAGGCUAAUGUGCAGUACUCUCAUGUGCUGGAGAAAAUAGAGCCCCUCGAGAAAGAACAGGCAACACUGCAGUCCAAUUUCCGAAGAAUAGAAGAGAGAAAACGUAAAUUGGAGGAACAGCUUAAUUCCGUUGGCCAGCGGGUGACUGAGCUAAAGGAGAAAUUCCAGGCAAGAACAACUGAAGCGGCUAAACUUGAAGCGGAGUUAUCAAAAGCUCAAGAAAUUAUUCAGUCUGCGGAAUUACUGAUAAGCCAGCUGGAUGGAGAACACAAGAGGUGGAAUGCGCAGGUGGAAGAAAUAACAGAAGAAUUAAAUACAUUGCAAAAGAGAGCCCAGCUGGCAGCCGCCUUCAUCACCUACAUAUCGGCUGCCCCUGAGGAUCAGAGGAAGGACAGCAUAGAGCAGUGGAGGACAUCAGUGGGGCUGGAAACAUUUGAUUUAAGAAGAUUUUUGUCUACGGAAAGCGAACAACUCAUUUGGAAAAGUGAAGGGCUGCCCUCUGAUGAGCUGUCAGUAGAAAACGCCCUGGUGAUUCUACAGAUCUGUUCUUUGAAACCAUCGAGUCAGGUUUGUCCCUUUUUGAUUGAUCCGUCAUCUCAAGCCACAGAAUGGUUGAAAACUCAUCUGAAGGAGAGUCGGCUGGAGGUGAUCAGUCAGCAGGAUGCAAACUUCAUUACGGCUCUUGAGCUAGCUGUCCGCUUUGGCAAGACACUUAUUAUCCAGGAGAUGGAUGGAGUGGAGCCGGUGCUAUAUCCAUUACUUAGAAAAGAUCUUAUUGCUCAGGGGCCUCGAUAUGUUGUCCAGAUUGGAGAAAAAACCAUAGACUAUAAUGAAGAAUUCCGCUUAUUUCUUGCAACGCGCAAUCCUAAUCCAUUCAUACCACCAGAUGCUUCUUCAAUUGUUACUGAGGUUAAUUUCACAACCACAAGAGCUGGAUUACGAGGACAGCUCCUGGCUUUAACCAUUCAGCAUGAAAAACCAGACCUGGAAGAACAGAAGACCAGGUUACUGCAACAAGAGGAAGAUAAGAAGAUUCAGCUGGCUAAGCUAGAAGAGUCGCUCCUGGAGACACUUGCGACAUCCCAAGGAAACAUGCUGGACAACAAGGAGCUGAUAAACUCUUUGAAUCAGACCAAAGCGAGCAGCGCGCUCAUACAGGAGUCUCUGAGCGAAUCACACCGGCUGCAGAUCUCCCUGGAUCAGGAGCGGAAUGUCUAUCUUCCCCUUGCAGAAAGUGCCAGCAAAAUGUACUUCAUUAUCUGUGACUUAUCCAAAAUUAAUAAUAUGUACCGGUUUAGUCUGGCUGCUUUCCUUAGACUCUUUCAACGAACUUUGCUUAGCAAACAGGCGGAUCAGCUGAUGUUCGCCAUGCAUUUUGUACGCGGAAUGCAUCCUGAGAUAUUUCAGGAGAAUGAGUGGGAUGUCUUCACCGGGGUUAUUAUUGGAGACAUGUUCAAGAAAGCUGAUUCCCAGAAGAGUCUCCGUGAUCAGAUCCCAUCCUGGAUUGAGCAGGAGAGGGCCUGGGCCGUGGCCAUGUUAAAGGCCUCUCUGCCCCCUCUGUAUCAGAGCCUGAAUCUGGAAGACUCUAAUCUUUGGAGUCAUUUCUCCAAGAGCUCCAUGUGCGAGCAGGAAUUCCCAGCCGCCACUGGCAAGAAGCUGUCCUUGUUUCAACAGGUUCUUGUGGUACAAGCUGUUCGACCAGACAGACUUCAAAGCGCUAUGGCCAUGUUUGCAUGUCGUACUUUGGGUCUCAAAGAAUUGUCUCCUGCGCUUCUAAAUCUGAAAUCUCUCAGUAAGGACACUCUGGCUAUUGAACCUAUUCUAAUAAUUAUAUCUCCUGGAGCCGACCCGUCCCAGGAGCUACAAGAACUUGCCAGUGCCGAAGUUGGCAGGGAAUGCUACCGGGAGGUUGCAAUGGGUCAAGGCCAAGCUGACCUGGCCAUACAAACACUUAGGGAAUGCGCCCGGGAAGGAGAGUGGCUUUGUCUGAAGAAUCUGCAUCUUGUCAUCUCUUGGCUGCCAGUCCUGGAAAAGGAAUUAAACAAUCUGCAACCAAAAUCCACGUUCCGACUCUGGCUUACAGCAGAAGUGCACCCGAAAUUUACCCCAAUAUUACUGCAGUCAAGUCUGAAGAUAACCUAUGAGGCACCUCCAGGAUUGAAAAAGAACCUGUUAAGAACUUACGAAUCCUGGACACCAGAGCAAAUUGGCAAGGGUGGGCUAGCAUCUCGGGCACAAGCUUUAUUCAACCUGGCAUGGUUUCACGCGGUGUGCCAAGAAAGGAGGAACUACAUACCUCAGGGCUGGACCAAAUUCUAUGAAUUCUCUCUGUCGGACCUGCGCGCUGCCUAUGAUAUUAUUGAUCGUCUUUUUGAAGGAGGCAGAACCUUUCAGUGGGAUUUUGUUAAUGGUCUUCUAGAGAACGCAAUAUAUGGAGGACGAGUAGAUAACUACUUUGAUUUACAAGUUCUUCGCUCCUAUCUGGAACAGUUUUUCAGUGUUCAUGCAUCAGGGAUAAGAGGAAGCAAGAUGACGUUCCCAUUGUCUUUCUCUUUGCCAAAUUCGUGCAGCAUUAUGGAGUAUCGCAAUGUGAUUGAAAGCCUGCCGGAGGAUGAUAAGCCGGCUUUCUUUGGUCUACCUGCUAAUAUUGCCCGUUCUUCACAGCGCAUGAUCAGUUCUCAGGUGAUAUCACAGUUACGGAUCCUAAGCCGAUCAGUGACCGCCGGAUCAAAGUUUGACAGAGACUUGUGGUCCAAUGAACUAUCUCCUGUCCUUAAUCUGUGGAAGAAACUUAACCAGACUUCUAACUUGAUCCAUCAGAAGGUAAUACCUCCAACAGAGCGGCACGGGUCACCAAUCUUGUCGUUCAUCAUCCUGGAACAGUUCAAUGCUAUCCGCCUGGUUCAGAGUAUCCACCAGUCCCUGGCGGCUCUGAGUAAGGUUAUCAGAGGGACGUCAUUGUUGUCCUCGGAGGUACAGAAACUAGCAAGUGCUUUAUUAGAGCAGAAGUGUCCUCUCGCCUGGCAGAGCAAAUGGGAAGGUCCAGAAGACCCUCUUCAGUAUCUCAGGGGACUCGUAUCCAGAGCGGUGGCCAUACAGAAUUGGGUGGAGAAAGCCGAGAAGCAGACGCUGUUAUCAGAUACCCUUGAUUUGUCUGAGCUUUUCCAUCCGGACACCUUCCUUAAUGCUCUGCGUCAAGAGACUGCAAGAACAAUGAACUGCUCCAUGGAUAACCUGAGAUUUGUGGCAUCUUGGAAAGGGAGGAUUCAUGAUGCAAAGCUCCAAGUCAAGAUCAGCGGAUUACAGCUGGAAGGAUGCAGUUUUGAUGGAAGCCACCUUUCUGAAAACCAGCACGACUCUCCGAGUGUAUCACUGGUGCCCCCUUGUUAUAUGGCCUGGAUUUCUCAGCAAUCCACAGGGAUUUACUCCCCAGGAGAGUGCAUUUCCCUGCCGGUGUACACCAGCGCCGAGAGGGAUCGAGUGGUCACCAAUAUAGAUCUACCGUGUGGCGGAAGCCAGAACCGCUGGAUCCAGUGCGGAGCCGCUUUGUUUCUGAAGAAUCAGUAGAAUAUAUGUCUAUUGUAUAUAUAGAGAGAGAGAGUUUGCUAUAUUUUAUACCUAUUGCAUUUCACUAUAAUAUUUCAAUAUUGUUGAUGUAAUUAAUUGUAUUUGGAUUUGUUCAGACAAUAAUUAAAUAUGAUACUUUAUUUGAAUGGA